Molecule: messenger RNA, 234 nt
Organism: Prunus armeniaca (apricot)
Lineage: Eukaryota; Viridiplantae; Streptophyta; Magnoliopsida; Rosales; Rosaceae
Source: the annotation of a GenBank genome assembly
AUGGAAGUAUUUGUUAGUGUUAUUGCUGCUGACUACUAUGUCUUUUGCUGGUGCCAGGUUUCUGUGUUCUGCCUUAUCUGCUACCGUGCUCACAGGGUUUCUAGGGUUUCUGUGCUCUGCCUUACCUACUGCCGUGCUCAUAGGGCGUCUGUGUUCUGCCUUAUCUACUACCGUGCUCACAGGGUUUCUAUGUUCCACUUUUAUGUGUUCUCUUCUAUGUGCCUUAUUUUUUAA